Messenger RNA from Psilocybe cubensis, 516 nucleotides. RefSeq lists its product as uncharacterized. The record is from RefSeq and is a predicted model, not a curated record. The coding region runs from base 1 to 516 and encodes 171 amino acids. The transcript is spliced from 2 exons. NCBI's taxonomy places the organism in Eukaryota, Fungi, Basidiomycota, Agaricomycetes, Agaricales, Agrocybaceae.
AUGUCUUUUCCAGUUCCAAUCAUGGUGGCAGGAAAUAAUUACACCUUCAGGGUUGCCUACAAAGACAACCCAGGACUACCAACUCCUCAUUACGAAAUCGCCAUGCGCAAAAACGAUGACAAAGUUUGCACAUGCUACUUUCCCCAGGAGCUGAUAGAAUCCGACCAGGACAUUGUAUUUGACAUCCGCGGUCCAGAUUCAAGCAGCUGGGUAUACAUUUUCGAUACAAACAACCAAUUAUUUGUCUCCUCCAGCAUAAAAUCAAUGGGGCGACUCUCAGACUAUUUAGUCCAUCGCGUCGAUAUGGCCAAGCCAUCGCCUCGGACCUUUGUGGACAGAAACCUUGAAUACGGAAAAUGGAAGACCCUCGAUGUUAUAGUACUUCCUUGCGACCACCCAUUGGGAGGAACGGUGAUCAACAGCAUGUACGAUAUAGAAACGGAUACGUAUGUGGCGAAAUUCAGAAUGUAUCUUCUAUCAUAUGACACGCUGAUAAAGACAGGAAUUGCCCGUUGA